This is a messenger RNA of Moneuplotes crassus, 1008 nucleotides long. Lineage: Eukaryota; Ciliophora; Spirotrichea; Euplotida; Euplotidae. The record is from the annotation of a GenBank genome assembly.
UAAAGCAAUAUGAAUUUUGAUAGUUCUCUCAUGAGUGCAAAACUACACCAAAAAGAUCUUGUGUUCAUGAGUUUAGAGGAUUAUUUAUUCAAUGAGAUGACUCAGAGUUUGACAAAGGAAAUCAUAAACCAAGAUAAAAUAUCUGAUCAAUCCGUUGCUUCUUGUAAAAGAACUUCUGAGGCUCCACUUGAUCCUUUGACACUUAAUGUCUUUGCUAGGGAUCCUUCCGAAGUUAUAGACAAGGAUUUUUCACAAGAAGGUGAGAGGGGUUCAAAGCUUCUUAAUGAAUCAGAAGACUUACCUCAUAUAAACUUAGGAAUAUCAAGACUCUCUGACAGAAAUGAAGAAGAAAAGACUCCAACUCCAAUAAUAUCAAACACUUGAAGUUCUCCAAAAACUCCAAGGCCAGAUAUUGAGAAUAGGAAAAUAUUGAGAGUUAUACGGAAGCUUUAUUCUGAAUUGUUGUUUUACCAUAACGAUAAACUUAAGAACAAGAGGUUCACCAAUAUAAAGUACUCAGUGCUCUUGGAGGCUCUCACUGAUAUGUGCUCUAUCUAUAUGCCUGAAGUACCAGCAGAAGAGAUGGGGCAGUUUAUGUUUAUGUUUCUAAACAUUCACUCCCAAGAUAAAUGAACCAUUAAAACUAAAGCAGCCAGAGCAGGAAAGAAAGCAUUUGAGUGUAGCCAUAAAUACAAAAGCUCUAAAUUUGAGGCUCUUCUAGAUUUUAUGCACUUUAGACUCCUCAUAACCUCAUUUUGGAAAUUAAAAGACACAUCUUUGGAAGAUUUAUUAGUGAUGAAGUCUCAAAUAUCCUGGCCGAACCAGUAUAAUUUCAGCAGAGAGAAGUAUACAAAACUCAUCAAAAAGUGACUUGACCCCAAGAUUCUAAAAUCUCUCGAGCCGAGUAUAAGUCAACUUCAUAAGGAGUGACUCAAAAGCUAUUGGGUUUAGAAAUUAACGCCCAAAGACUUUUAUUAAAUGGAGUUUAUUAAAUUUUAAUAUGCUUCC